AAAACCAAAAGGGAAAGAGUUAGAACCAAACCAAACCAACGGUGUUGAUAGGGCAAACUCAAAAACUCUGCCUUCAUCUCAGUCGUCUCCCUUUUCCCCACUUUCUCCAGCGUACGAUCCUCUCUUUUCUCCCUCAAUCCUUCAUUCUCCUCUCCUCGCGCCCAAAUUACAAAUCCCCAGGUAUGGCGGAUGGUCAAGGAUCGUCAAGGUCACCGGCGAGUCCAAACGGAGGAGGAAGUCACGAGAGCGGUGGAGACCAAAGCCCUAGGUCUAAUGUACGUGAACAGGACAGGUUUCUUCCUAUAGCUAAUAUUAGUCGAAUCAUGAAAAAGGCGCUUCCUGCUAAUGGAAAAAUUGCAAAGGAUGCUAAGGAGACUGUUCAGGAAUGUGUUUCCGAGUUCAUUAGCUUCAUUACCAGCGAGGCAAGUGACAAGUGCCAGAGAGAGAAAAGAAAGACUAUUAAUGGUGACGAUUUGCUAUGGGCAAUGGCAACUCUAGGUUUUGAAGAUUAUAUUGAGCCACUCAAGGUGUACCUUGCUCGGUACAGAGAGAUGGAGGGUGACACAAAGGGAUCUGCCAAGACUGCUGAUGGGUCUGCUAAAAGAGAUGGGAUGCAACCUAGUCCUAGUUCACAGCUUGCACUUCAAGGUUCGUUCUCGCAAGGAAUGAAUUAUGGAAACUCUCAGGGUCAGCAUAUGAUGGUCCCGAUGCAAGGAACAGAUUAAAAUCCAAUCUUCACUCUGUUUGAGAUGGUCGGACUUCAAACGUGUUCUAUAUAUAGAUCCUCCCAAGUAAGCUCUGUAUCAUGGUUGAUUUAUUUAGGGCUCUCAAGUCAGGGCCAUAUGCUAUUUAAGUUUGUAAAUUUAGGAGAUGUUCAAGUAAAGACCUGAUUGUUUGUAGUAAUAACAAGAACCAUUACCUAGCAUUUAGCAUAUUGUUUCUCUUCGGAUGAAAUUAAAAUUUGCCCUUCUUAUUCUCUUUCUUUUCUUUCUGAAGGAAA
Molecule: messenger RNA, 1000 nt
Organism: Nicotiana attenuata
Lineage: Eukaryota; Viridiplantae; Streptophyta; Magnoliopsida; Solanales; Solanaceae
Product: nuclear transcription factor Y subunit B-10-like
Exons: 7
Coding region: 183-725 (180 amino acids)
Biological process (GO): regulation of transcription by RNA polymerase II
Cellular component (GO): CCAAT-binding factor complex; nucleus
Molecular function (GO): RNA polymerase II cis-regulatory region sequence-specific DNA binding; protein heterodimerization activity; DNA-binding transcription activator activity, RNA polymerase II-specific
Source: RefSeq, a predicted model, not a curated record